UUAAAUCGGUUUAAAUUCGAAAAAAACGGAGGUUCGUUCUCCUUGUAUAUUACCCAACCUUACCGAACUAUGUCUCUCUCUUCAACUUAUCAGCUCUCUCUCUCUCUCUCUACAUGUCAUUUCCAGUUUCUUCCAUCCUCGAAUAUCCUUAUUAACGGUCUUCUGGAAUCCAUAAAGCAGCAUACCAAGAUUAUUAUUUAUCGGUUAAUUUCUUCAAAACCCUAAACUUUAAGAUAUUGAAGUGUAUAAAGAUGCCUAAAGAUAGACGCGACCGAGCUGUAUCUAUCGAUAGAUCUUGGACUUCACCUUAUUUAUGCAACACUAGUCACUUUAAACGAUCAUUAACGAAAAGCCGGUUAGAAAAUGAAAAUGCUAAAGAAUGGGAAGAAGCUCGAUGCCCCGUUUGUAUGGAACACCCGCACAAUGCCAUUUUGUUACUAUGUUCGUCGCACAAAAAUGGCUGUCGCCCGUUUAUGUGCGACACUAGUUACCGCCACUCUAACUGUUUUGACCAGUUUCAAAAGGCGUCGUCUGAAACCCAACAGUUGGUGAGUCAGCAAGAAGGCGGUACAAACGGGUCCACACCUGUGUUGAAACUGGUUUGCCCGUUAUGUCGUGGGGAGGUUAACGGGUGGGUUGUGGUGGAAUCUGCUCGUUUGUUUAUGAAUUCAAAAACCCGGAGCUGUGCUAGUGAGGCUUGUGACUUUUCAGGGACGUAUGCAGACUUGAGAAAGCAUGCUCGGUUGGUGCACCCGCUGGUUAGACCAUCGGAAGCCGACCCGGACCGUCAACGGGACUGGCGGCGGUUAGAACGGCAGAGGGAUAUCGGGGAUCUUUUAAGUAGUCUUCAGUCAUCUAUAAGAGAUGAAAGGGUUGAAGAUAUUAGUAAUAAUAGCGCGAGUGCUAGUGCUUUAUCGUUUGAUGAAGGUGGUUGGAUGACUGUUUCUUUCUUGAUUCGGGUUUUCAGACCCAGAAGUAGUUCAAGUAGCAGUAGCUGGUCUGGAACGUCUCGGGCCAGAGCCCAUGUGACCGUUAGAAGGAGACCCAGUGCACGGCUUUGGGGUGAGACGCAUGACGACGAAUCCAGAGAUGAUGAUAACGAUUCCUCGGAUGGUGGUUCGGGCCCGCCUGGUCUGCUGCAAAAUGUUGAAUCAUUGUUGUGAGAAUAAUCACUGCAACUUGCUCUUUUUACUGUGAAUAUUGAUUUUGUUUCGAGAUUUUUAUCCAUUACUUGUAUUUGUCAAUUCUUCAUCUUGUUAUAAUCCCUUAAAAGAAAAAAAAACAAGGCCCAAGAAACUUUAGAUUGC
Molecule: messenger RNA, 1307 nt
Organism: Helianthus annuus (common sunflower)
Lineage: Eukaryota; Viridiplantae; Streptophyta; Magnoliopsida; Asterales; Asteraceae
Exons: 2
Coding region: 252-1163 (303 amino acids)
Source: RefSeq, a predicted model, not a curated record